Messenger RNA from Alternaria atra, 690 nucleotides. RefSeq lists its product as uncharacterized. The coding region runs from base 1 to 690 and encodes 229 amino acids. The transcript has a single exon. NCBI's taxonomy places the organism in Eukaryota, Fungi, Ascomycota, Dothideomycetes, Pleosporales, Pleosporaceae. The record is from RefSeq and is a predicted model, not a curated record.
AUGUCUCAAGUAAACGUCAAGGAAACAACCAGCGGGUCGAGCUACGUCGCAGAGCUACAAGUAUUGGCAAAGGAGUCGUCAAGGAUACUAGUAGAAGAAGGAGGCGUGUACAAAAUCCUAGAUCAGAAGGCUUAUGAAGAAAGGGACAUAAGCGUUCCUGAUGGGAUUCCUCGUUUCACUAGUCGCGACCACCGGAGCCAGCUAAAAAAGGCUGGCUACGAUAAGAUAUUGCAGGGUACGAUCUUGGAGUAUGGGGGUAAAUUGCUCUUCGUUUAUCGUCUGCGAGACACAGAUUCAUUCCAGUGGUUGAAAGAAAAGAAUUUCGAGAAAGUGUUCGGCAAGGACGAGGCUGCGCGCUUCAAGAGAGAUUUUGCAUUCGCGUCUGCUGGCAAACCAGUCACUCGGGCUCAGGAAGAGAUGGAAGACAACGAGAAUCACCUGACGGGAGCUGGCCAUAGAGAGGUCGAGACACUGUCGCACUGUCUUGUGCAACUCGUUGAAACACUCAUGACAACGAUAUCCAAAGACGGCAAAUUCUCACCAACACACCUCAGAAGUUAUCUUGCCAAUUCUUUUGGACAGUGUUCCGAAACGUUACGAGAGCAUCACGAAGCUGACCUACAAGAAUCUACAUCAAAGGACCAGGUGGAUAGCACAGAAAAUUCCAGCAAGUCUACGGUAGCAGCGUAG